AUGCCAGGCUACCUAGAGCCAACAUGCACCUUGCGGCAGCGGCGGCGGCAGACGAGGGAUCAUGGGGAGGAUAGGAUCAGGGAGCAGCUCCGGGCCGGCUCCGAGCAGCCGUCGCCAUCCAGCUCCUACGACACGGCCUGGGUCGCCACGGUGCCGGCGCAGGGUGCUCCUCGUACACCGCGCUUCCCACGGUUUGUGGAGUGGAUCAUGCAGAACCAACACGACGAUGGCUCCUGGGGCCUCGGCGGCGGCGACCUCCAUCUUUCUUCGCUCGGCAAGGACGCCAUCUCCUCCACGUUGGUGUGCGUUCUGGCGCGCAAGACAUGGAACGUCGGCGACGAGCACGUCAGGAAUGUCGCAGUUGACGACUUCUUUGACGGCGGAGGAUCAACAGAGGAACAAGAAAACCUUAUCGGGUUAAUUGAGAGAGAUUCUAUUUCGCGCUGUUUACAACACGAUGAGCCAGAUCGGAGCAAACGCUGUGGAGGUGCAGGUCAUUUGUCGAAAGUUGCUAAUUUUCAAUUGAGUGAAAAUAAAUGUAUGUUUCACUCAACAGUAACCAUUAAAUGAAGAUAACGGUUGACAAAAAACUGGUUGCAAGUGAAUAUUAUUUUCUAUAGUAAGGACAUAUAUAAUUUUUUAGUGAAUGUCAGAUAAAUAUUUCUAAUUGAAUACAGGUCAAAAGACAGAUGUACGAUCGAACGGACAACGUGUCGAGUCAAACAAAAACCCUGAUGUGUCGAGUCAAAUAAAAGCCCUGAUUUCAGUCAAUUGAAGUCUAGUAAAUCCGUUGUCGUAUUCCUCAAAUUGUAAGGCUGACUUCUAUAUGAGCAUCCAUUUCAGUACUUUCCGGUGGCAUGAAUUGUUGUAUCAACGCUUUCUGUCGCAAUUCUCCUGCACGUACAGUGGAUUGACUACUUGAGGUCCAACAUGAUCGAGGCCGAGUGGACGAGGAAAGGGUAUGUGCCGACCAUGGAAGAGUACAAGCCAGUUGCGGAGGUGAGCCCUGCAUAAUCAGGUCCCAUCGUCGCUGUGCCAUUGUUCUUGGCCGGACCAGAGCUCUCAGAAGACAUGAUUACCCAUCAAGCAGACAAGGACAUGCUCAAGCAUACCGUCCCUCU
This is a messenger RNA of Phragmites australis (common reed), 1121 nucleotides long. Its product is annotated as 9-beta-pimara-7,15-diene synthase, chloroplastic-like. The transcript has 3 exons. Gene Ontology annotation, biological process: diterpenoid biosynthetic process. Gene Ontology annotation, molecular function: terpene synthase activity; magnesium ion binding. The record is from RefSeq and is a predicted model, not a curated record. Bases 1 to 570 code for a protein of 189 amino acids. Lineage: Eukaryota; Viridiplantae; Streptophyta; Magnoliopsida; Poales; Poaceae.